Molecule: messenger RNA, 756 nt
Organism: Dioscorea cayenensis subsp. rotundata (Guinea yam)
Lineage: Eukaryota; Viridiplantae; Streptophyta; Magnoliopsida; Dioscoreales; Dioscoreaceae
Product: NDR1/HIN1-like protein 2
Exons: 1
Coding region: 154-636 (160 amino acids)
Biological process (GO): defense response to other organism
Source: RefSeq, a predicted model, not a curated record
ACCAUAUCCCCAAUUAAUCACAAUUUAUUAGCCAAACAAUGCUCAUAAACCGGCCCACCCGAAUGGGUCGGGAUCCUGUCCAUACUAACAAGUGGGUUCGUCAAGUGUGUUUGCUCGAUCAUUUUGACUCUAGUCCUUUUAACCGGUGUGAUCAUGUUCAUUCUCUGGCUCAGUCUUCGUCCGCACCGGCCUCGGUUCUAUCUCUCUUCUUUUACCCUCCCCGGACUCACUCCGGCCGCACCAUUUGCCUUCAAUGUCUCCGACCGGAACUCAAACCGGAAAAUUGGCAUCUAUUUUGAGUCAAUGGACGGUUCGGUUUAUUAUAUGGACCAACGUGUCUCUGGUGGACCAAUUAAGGUUCCAUUCUAUCAGCCACCAAAGAACACAACGUUGUUUCAAGGGACAUUGGGUCCUGUCUUGGGUCAAGGGGAUCCAACUUGGGGUCGAAUCAAAGCUGAUGGUAAAGACGGUCGGGUUGAGUUCCGGCUUGAAUUGAACACAACCAUCCGGUUCAAGGUUGAACUAUGGGAUACACACUCUCAUGAGAUGUAUGUCAAUUGUGAUGUGGAACUUGGUCCAGAUGGCACUAUGCUACCUGAGUACAAAGACAAGAGAUGCUCUAUCUACUUUGGUUAACUUGAUCUUCUAGCUUGAUUGUGUUCCUGACUUCCUGCUAUUUUUUAUUUUUAUUUCUUUUAGUUUUAAUUUUAUUUGUGAUUGAUUGGAGUGUUUGAUAAAUGACAGAUUCAUUGUUUA